Molecule: messenger RNA, 2360 nt
Organism: Ornithodoros turicata
Lineage: Eukaryota; Metazoa; Arthropoda; Arachnida; Ixodida; Argasidae
Product: adhesion G-protein coupled receptor G6-like
Exons: 10
Coding region: 196-1482 (428 amino acids)
Biological process (GO): cell surface receptor signaling pathway; adenylate cyclase-activating G protein-coupled receptor signaling pathway
Cellular component (GO): plasma membrane
Molecular function (GO): G protein-coupled receptor activity
Source: RefSeq, a predicted model, not a curated record
UUGAUUAUUUUGCAGCGCGGUACGGCCGUAAAGUUAUGGAGCUCGCGUUUAGUUUCAUGCCGUUUACGCUCGUGAUUACUUGCCGUUAGUUGUUCCGUGAAAAUAGGAUCGUAUUUUACUGUUCCUCGUCGUUUUUAUUAAUGUGGAGUGCAAGGAAGAAAGAUUUGGCGGUUCCAUGAAGCAGACGACGCAGGCAUGCGGAAUGUCAGACUGAAAACUGUCGUCUGCUUUCAAGUUUCGCUGCUUGCACUGUCGACAGUGAUGGUGUUCUGUGACAGCAGCGCCGCCGAUGAGGCAGAAAACACGACCGUGCCUGACGUGCGGUGGAACCUUUCGUUGUCGUCUGACAACCUCACAUCUUCUGCUAACGACUCGGGAGGAGUUCCGGUUUCGGAAUCGCUUCGAGAAUACCCGCUUCCAUCACAUAGCGUCACUACACUCGAUGCCUACGCAGUAGUCUCCAGUGCAGUUUCUGUUAGGGCGAAGGCUAGUCAGCAAGCUCCAUCAUCUCGAAGCGUAAAAGUUCUGCCGGACCCGCCCGAUCGUCCAAUGGGCCGCUCGGUGCUCGUCUUGAGGAUCAUUGGAUGCUCAGUUGUGCUCAUCCUCUCGGGACUCACCCUCAUAGUCUUCCUCACGUCAAGUCCAAUGUACCCGGACAUCGUGGCCCAGGUGUGCUCAGAGAUCUGCAUCAUGGCUGCUUAUACCUGCAUACUACUCACAACGACAGAUACAUCUAUACUUUCCCAGCAGAAGCAGUGCCUAACUGUGUCGGUGUGCCUGCAAUAUUUCUUCCUGUGCCUGUUCCUGUUUCAACUACUGGAAGCUCUGUACAUGGUCCGCCUGUUGGGGUCCUGCGUGCCAGAAGGACUCCCGUUUUCCUGGAUUACCGUACUCGUUGCAGGAUGGGGAAUUCCUGCGGUGAUUGCCGGAGUAUUUGCUUCGUCCUUCUCAGACAGGUACACGAAGAAUGGUCUCGUAUGCUGGAUGGACAUGGACGAAGUAGUCUCUUACGCCACCAUUGCCCCUAUCGCGACAUUCGCCUCCGUGCACGUCAUUUGCUUGCUCGUCGUAUUCUUUUCCGAUGGACCACAGCACUACCUCACAUCCUUAGAAUUCAGGAGAGCCAGGACCCAGCUGGCCUCCAAAUGGGCCUCCAUGGUCCUUCUGGUGUCGACCACGGUGUCUUGGGCAACGGGGGUGGUCGCGGAACAGCAAAAGUCACGCGGGCUCUACGUCACCUUUUCCUUGUCUAGCGUCAUGUUGGGCGUGUUCCUUAUCACCUUCAGGAUAUCCACUGAAGACCAGGUUCGAAAGAAUUUGAUGACUAAAGUUGGCUUGAACGGCUCCGUGGGAGACUCGUCUGCGGUUCAGCAGUGGCCACAGAGAAGAAGCAUCGACAGCGAUUUUUCGCUCUCUGGAAGUGUGUCAACAGUUACCAGUUCUUACGGCUCUCAGCAAAGCCUCAAGGUCUUUAAGAAGUAAUGGCUGCAUCGAAUAUGCAACUAGGAAGGAUAGCAGCUGGUACUGCGGAAGGACUGAUGCCUGACACUUCUAUACUGCUCACACAACGAUGUCUGUUAUAAUUUACGUCUGGCAGCGUGUCCCGAAAUCUUUGUCUAGUGUUCAGAGACACUGAAUAGCUACAGAGCGCGACCACACGUAGGAGCACGUGACUUGCUGCCGCCAUUGUUGCACCAAGUGACCCAUGCCGAAUCAUGAAGACUAGUGUACAUUCAGUGCCAUUUAUGCAACCACCAUACUGCAAAGCUGUUCCUUCUGUGCCAGAGUGAUGGCACCUGACUCAAUUAAUGAUGACAAUCAAUUUUAUACGCACAGACACUUUCGUAAUCUGACAUUGCCGAAGUUGAGUGCCAAGGAGUAAUGAAGCCGAACGAUAAGAGAUGUAUAGCUGGUUGAGCGAAAAAUGUUUGAAAGAUAGCGAUGAAAGUGCCUUAAACUAAGACCCACGGAAGAGUGAACUAUCUGGCAAGGUUGGAAAUGUCGCCUUUUGUUAAAGUUUUUGUGUCCACGAAGCGACGUACGGUGAAUCUUCGGUAAUACGAUUUCUCGGAUAAUGCGUUAUUCCGGAUAAUACGAUUUCCCGGGAAAUUGCGUAUCCGGAGUUCCACUGUAUUUCAUUUGUUAUCUACACUGACGACGGUGCAAGACUGAGUCAAAGGGAAUGGGGUCGUGUAAAGAUCGUCACGUAGAUAGGUUCGUGAGUUUUAAUACGUUGUGCAUUUACUUACCAGUACAGAUACUUUUUCAUUCAUCUUCCGUGUACCUGAGACACAUAUUUACUUCACACGAGGUUCAGAGGACCUGUUACUAAGAGAAAGAUAAUAAAAACAUAUAUGAAA